This is a messenger RNA of Salarias fasciatus (jewelled blenny), 1335 nucleotides long. Its product is annotated as tektin-4-like. Bases 1 to 1335 code for a protein of 444 amino acids. Gene Ontology annotation, cellular component: microtubule cytoskeleton; sperm flagellum; nucleus. The transcript has 7 exons. The record is from RefSeq and is a predicted model, not a curated record. NCBI's taxonomy places the organism in Eukaryota, Metazoa, Chordata, Actinopteri, Blenniiformes, Blenniidae. Gene Ontology annotation, biological process: cilium assembly; cilium movement involved in cell motility.
AUGAGCUCUGAUGUUCUGGUGUCCAGGCCGCACCGUGACAGCCGAGCCGCGGCUCACGGAGUCCCGGGGAGAAGCGCUGCGGAGCCGUCCGGGGACGCGCAGCCCUCCUCGGGCUCGGCCACGGCGGGGUUCCGCUCGGCAAAGUACACCCCGGGAGAAUGGUUCUCCAACUACCACACCAUCCUCCAGCAGGCCGGCUCCGACCGCCUGCAGGCCCGCAGCGUGCAGCGGGAGUCCCGGGCUCUGAAGCAGGACGCGGAGGCGGCCGCCCUGAGCCGCCAGGCCGCGGGGACGCGCCUGCUGGGGGAGCGGCUGCAGGAGAUCCACGGCUGGAGCUCCGAGCUGCAGCGGCACGUCGAGCGGCUGCAGGCCGACACAGAGGCGCUGCAGGCGCUGCGGGGCAGGCUGGACCGGGCGCUGGACGCCACCGAGACGCCGUACGCCAUCGCCACCGACAACCUGAGCUGCAGGGCCCGCAGACUGGGACCAGACCUGGUCAGAGACUCCGUGGAGGAGGAGCUGCUGAAGGAGGUGGACUUGAUCAGGAGUGUCCAGGCUCUUCUGAGGAGAACCACGGCUCAGGUCACCAGUCAGAUCAAGAUGAACCGAGAGGCCAAGCAGAUGUUGGAAAUGGACUGGUCUGAUAAGCAGGAGGCUUAUGGCUUUGAUGACCGCAGUGGAAGACACAGCAACACCAGUCCAGACACCAAACUCCACCCCAGCUCAGCCAAGCUGCAGGAGCAUGUGUGUAACCCCUCAUCGUGGACACAGUUUACUCAGGACAACUUGUCCAAGGCGAUGCAGGAGGAACAGGCCACUUACAGUCUCAGACUGUUGGUGGAGCGACUGCUGCAGGAUACCACUGAGGACCUGAGAGCUCAGUGCUGCAGCGUGGAUCGGGCCUUCAGCCAGCGCUGUGUGGAGCUCUGUGAGGCCAAGACGCAGCUGGAGAACAAGCAUGCUGAGAUCUUAGAGCAAAUCGGGGCUCAGGAGAAGAACAUGGUGCUCCUGCAGCAGGCCAUUGACAGCAAAGAGGCUCCUCUGAGAGUGGCGCAGUCCAGACUUUACCUCCGAUCCCUCAGACCCAACAUGGAGCUCUGCAGGGACGAACCACAGCUCAGUUUGGAAGGUGAGGUGAAGCAGAUCGACGCCUCUCUGGCGUCUCUGCAGCAGCAGCUGAGUGAAGCCAGAAGCUCCCUGUCUCACCUGGAAGAGUCGCGCAUGGCGCUGGAAAAGGACAUAAACUGUAAAACCCACUCACUGUUCAUCGAGAGAGAGAAAUGCAUCCCUCAUCGUCAGCGAUACCCAACCGUCUCAGUACUCUCAGGAUACUGA